Arxiozyma heterogenica is the source of this 2271-nucleotide messenger RNA. It is a transcript of the gene CDC27, whose product is annotated as anaphase promoting complex subunit CDC27. Gene Ontology annotation, cellular component: cytoplasm; anaphase-promoting complex. The record is from RefSeq and is a predicted model, not a curated record. Gene Ontology annotation, biological process: metaphase/anaphase transition of mitotic cell cycle; protein ubiquitination; cell division. Bases 1 to 2271 code for a protein of 756 amino acids. NCBI's taxonomy places the organism in Eukaryota, Fungi, Ascomycota, Saccharomycetes, Saccharomycetales, Saccharomycetaceae. The transcript has a single exon. Gene Ontology annotation, molecular function: protein binding.
AUGAUGUUCGGUUCUAACGUAUAUCCUGCUGAUCCAAACUAUAUUCAAGAUAUGAGAAUAAAUAUUAAUGAUUCCCGAUAUAAAGACUUGUCUAAAAUUAAUUUCAAGGGGAAAGAGUAUUAUAAUGGAAAUUCUCCUUCUUUAGUACUUAUGACUGAAUUAAAAAAAAAUAUUGAAAAUGCUUUACAAAAAUUAAACUUCGAGACUGCAUUAUUUCUAUCUGAAUUAUACUUCACUAUUGCUAACGGUUUAGAAAUUACCCACAUGAAUAGACUAGAUGCAAUUUAUUUAUAUUCCUUAUCUUUAUACUUAAAUAACGAAUACUUAACAGCAUUCAAUAUAGCUCGACAGUUUAAAGAGUACCAUAUAUCUAUUGCAUACAUUUAUGCAAGGUGUGCUCUGAAAUUGAAUAAGCAUGAAAGAGACGCUGGUUCGUGGCUGAAUCGGCAUUUGUCAGAACAGCCUAAUGAUUUAGGAGAUAAUUUUAUAUUCAUGGGGGAUAAGGCUACAAUUCACGGUUUGAUUGGUGCGUUAUUUGAUAGAAUAUCAGAAAGUAAGACUAGUAUACAACACCAAAUUGAAUCUUUGAAAUUAGACCCAUAUUUCUGGGAGAUCUAUCCAUCCUUGUUUAAUAAGAGAAUAUCUUUGGAUUUAGAAUUAUUGUUUUUCAAAGAUCGAUAUAAUGAAGAACCUUUUAUGAAUAAUAUUAAUAAAAGUAAUAGUAAUAGUAAUAGUAAUAGUAAUAGUAAUAGCAAUAACAAUAACAAUAAUGAUAAUGAUAAUGAUAAUAACAAAGAUAUAUAUGCUGACUUAGGUAGUAAUGAUCAUAGCAUGCCGAUACAGUUCCAUUUAAAUCAUUAUACAACUCACAGGACGGGUACAGCAAUGAAUAUUCAUAAAGAAAUGGAAACUUAUAAUAACAUUAUUACAAACUCAGAUCACAAACUUCAAUCAACUUCACCUACCAUAAGUAAACCAACAGUGAGUUCUUUAGCUAAGAUAAAUAAUAAAGUAAAAGGACUGAAGACCACUCCUUCAAAACAGAUUACCUUAGAACAGCGAAUGAAAUUUGCUACCCCCAGUAAUUUAAGUCCAAGAGAUAAUGGAAUGGGAAAUUCCACAAAAAGAAAAAGAAAUAUCAAAAAUUCAGUAACUUUUAUUAAUGACAAUAACGGUAACAACGGUAAUAAUACCACUGAAUUUGGUGGUGAUGAAGAAUUAAUAUAUUAUAAUUCUGACAAAAUAAAAAAGCAAAAUAAGGAUUCUUUAUUAUUGUCUUCUACACUUUCUUUUCAUAGACUCUUUUAUUUAUUUGUUAAAAUAUUGGAAUUAAGUUCUUCUUUUAACUGUCACAACGUUAUAAGAAUCAUUUAUGAUGAAGUACCAUCAUAUAUUGUCAAUUAUAUGCCAUGGUGUUUAGCACAACUAGGAAAACUUCAUUAUGAGAUCUCUAAUUAUAACAUGUCUUUAAAGUAUUUUCAAAGACUGAGGUCACUUCAGACUACAAGGGUUAAAGAUUUGGAAAUAUAUUCUACUCUAUUAUGGCAUCUUCGCGAAAAUCAUGAGCUUUAUACAUUAUGUAAUGAGUUAUUAGAAUCUUUUCCCACUAGACCUGAAACUUGGUGUGUUGCCGGAAACUAUUAUUCAUUAAUAAAGAAUCAUGAUGAAUCAAUUAAAGCCUUUUCUAAAGCAAUAGAACUAAACCCAAAAUUUUCGUAUGCUUAUACACUACAAGGUCAUGAGUACACAGCAAAUGAAUCAUAUGACACGGCAAGAGAGUUUUAUAGAAAGGCAGUGGCGAUUGAUUCUCAACAUUAUAAUGCCUACUAUGGACUUGGUGAUUGCGCAUUUAGACUUGGCAAAUAUGAGGAAGCAUUACUACAUUUUGAAAAAGCAAGAUUAAUAAAUCCAAUUAAUGUGAUUCUUAUAUGUUGUUGUGGUCAUGCUUUAGAAAAACUGGGCUAUGCAGAAAAGGCAUUGGAUUAUUAUGAAUUAGCAUGCAAGUUACAAUCAGAUUCAACAUUACCCAAAUAUAGAAGAGCACAACUUUUAUUUAACAUGGGAAGAUUUAAUUUAGCAUUAGAACAAUUUGAAAUAUUAGAAAAAAUGACUCCAAAUGAAGCAACUGUUCAUUUCAUGUUGGGACAAAUUUAUCAGACUAUGGGAAGGAAGAACGAUGCAAUAAAGCAAUAUACCAUAGCCUUAAAUUUAGAUCCAAUGGGAAAUCAUGUGAUAGCAGAUGCAUUAGAAAAAUGUCAUUAUCAAGAAUAA